Molecule: messenger RNA, 138 nt
Organism: Racocetra persica
Lineage: Eukaryota; Fungi; Glomeromycota; Glomeromycetes; Diversisporales; Gigasporaceae
Source: the annotation of a GenBank genome assembly
AAUUAGAAGAUAAAAUAUCCAAGAAAAAUAUAGGUGCAAUAUUCAAGAAGAAAACAGGCACACCAUCUGGGAAAAAAGUAAAUGUAAUACCCGAGGAAGCAAUAGAUGUAAUAUCCGAAGUAGACAUAAUAAUUGAAA